UCCUCUCUGUCUCUCUCUCUCGGUUCACAGUGUGUAGCUGCGAAAGAAAAAAAGAAAUAAAUAAAUUUCAACUGGUGCGAAACACUCGUAAUGUGAUAUAUAUAUUAAAGUAGUGAGAGUGCAGGUGUUUAUACAUAUACAAGGUGUGCAUUGAAAGGUGAUUGACUACUGCAAACGGUGAUAUUGUCUAAUAUAAGUGCACAAGCUCGAUAUCUAUACGUGUACGUAUAUAGAUAUACCUGGAUGUAUACCUGUAUACGUCGUUAAGGCUGUAUAAAUACAAUGACAGAUAACUAGCAAAACUCUUCUGCCACGAGAUAAUGCUUUUGAGUGACUGCUGAGAUCACAACUGAUCAAUGGUACGACGUGAGUUCUUGCAGUGAUAGUCGAACGGAUGUUGCAUCAUCGUCAUCAUACAAUUAUUUCAAGUGCGAGGUCGAGCUGCACUCGUUCCCGUGCGACGCCGCGACGGAUUUGGACGGGAAGCGAAGUGAAGCUUAUCUAGCCAGCCCUGGCGGGCUGGCCGAGCCGCCAGAACAGCAGCAGUUGCAGCAGCAAGAAGAGCAACGAGAACGAUUGAAGGACCUGCUGCGGAGCAUCCAGCAGCAUCCUCGCGACAGCUACCUCGAGGAGAGCCAAGCCGAAGUGAUCAGCUGGUACGGCAGGAUGGCGUUCACGGCGAGCAACGGCCUGAGCGAGCGUCUGCGCGCCGAGCACCACUCGGUCUCGCCGACGUCGCAGCACAGCUGCACCGACUCGGACGGGGGCGGCAGCAGCGACAGCGAGCCACAGAGGCCGGCGCACAAGCGACGCAUCGUCCACGACGAGUACAACAACAACGAGGUGACCAAGCGCCAGUGCAUCGAGACCGACCGCAACGAUCCUCGCUCGCUGCUGCUCGCCGAUAAAAAGAGUCAGGAGGAGGAGCAGCAGCAGCAGAGCAGCCAACAGCCUCGAUCGGCCAAGCAGCAGCAUCAAUCGGACUCGGGUCCGCACACGUGCGACAUCUGCGGCCAGCAGGACUUUCCCACCUACAAACUGCUCGACGCGCAUCUCGAGCAGAGUCAUCCGGACGAUCCGAUCAGUUGCCCGGAGUGCGAUGUCGCCUUCAAGAACUAUCGCACCUACAGCGUACACAGGUACAUGUCGCACUCGAGCUCCACAACGACGACGACGCCGACGCCGACGACGAGGCAGAGCAGCGCCGAGUACAAUCACAACAGCGUCGUGGGCUUCUCCGACCUGACCUACGUGGACUUUACGAGCGACAAGUUCCCGUCGAUAGCGCGGGCCGCCUGCGAGCGAGCCCGACACAGGCCGUCCUCGAGCGACGAGGCCCACCUCAGCUUCCAGUGCGACAAGUGCCAGCGCGCCUUCCCCUGCCGCUCGGCCGUCGAGGCGCACGAGUUCGACUGCGGCCGGAGAUCGCCGCCCUUCGAGCCCGAGCACUCGCGGCGCAACGACUUCUUCGCCGGCCUCGAUCUGCAGAACAAGUCGUCGUCGAGCGAGGUCAAGGACAGUCGCGAUCUCGCCGACAUACAGAGCAUCAUCUCGGUGACCUCGGGCCCGAUUCUCCAGGGUUUCGGCGCCGGUCACCACGGCGAGUUCGAUCACGGCCGGCGACGCUCGGCUCACCUGCCCACCGAGAUGAUGUCGAUGAGCUCGGAGCAGCAGCAGCAGCUGCAGGAUCAGCACCCCCAGGAGGAGGAGGCGCAGGACGCGUUCGCCGCCGAGUUCCGGCGCAUGAAGCUCAAGGGCGAGUUUCCCUGUCGGCUCUGCAGCGCCGUCUUUCCGAAUCUGCGCGCCCUCAAGGGCCACAAUCGGCAGCACAUGAACGUGUCGGCCGGCCAGUCCUAUCCGUGCAACAUGUGCUCGUACAGCCACCCGGACAAGGCCACGGUGAUCAGGCAUCUGCGCUCGCACAACGGCGACCGGCCCUACGAGUGCUCGCUCUGCAACUACGCCUUCACCACAAAGGCCAACUGCGAGCGGCACGUGCGCAACCGGCACGGCAAGGUGACCCGCGACGAGAUCAAGCGGGCCCUCAUCUACCAUCCGAACGAGGACGCGACCAACGACAGCAGCCUCGAGCAGAGCUCGCCCCGCAGCGGCUCGCUGCGCGCCGACGACGUGCGCAAGUCUCACAUCUACCUACCCGGCGCGGAGAAGCGGCCGGAGAUCCACGCCGACAACAUCCUCUCCUCGCUCAGAGUCAAGGACGUGGAGGCUGUGGUGAAGGCUCAACGAGCCGUCGACGAGUUCGAGGAGCCGCUGCGCAAGCGACACUCGGACGAGGCAGACUCCCAUUCCUCGGACGGCGACGCCGCGGUCGUUCGUUCGGCGGCCAGUCAGGAGGCGCUGAUGGAUCGCAAGAAAGACAGUCCCAUUCAUCGCUACUCGAGACUCGACGAGAUUCCCUUGGAUCUGUCGAUGGACGUGCUGGACCUCAGCAAAAAGGCAAAGGCCGCGGCGGCCGCCAAAGCCGUCGACGCGAUCGCGAUCGGGCAAGACGCCCGGACGAGCAAGAACGGCCUGGAAAAUUCGAGCAACGAGCCCAAGGACGUCUACAGCGGUAGCCAGGACCACUUGCUGCUGACUCAAGCGCUUCUCAAAGCCACCAACAUGGGAGCUCCCCCCUCGUCGCUCGAGUCCCUCUACGCCAAUGCCCAGAUGAUCUAUCGCAACUUGCCCGGUUUCCCGCUGCCGUUCAACAUGUUCCCGUUCUUCGCCCAGGAUCUCAGUACCAAAGACAAGCCACAGAAGGAGCUGGUGCGCGGCCUACAGACCAGCGGGGGCAGCCUCGUCGAGCCGUCGAGCAACAGUCCCGUCGUCGGACACUCCCUCGGCCACUCGCCCAAUCCGAUCAACUCCGAGCACAACGACUACGUGGCGCUCAUCAAUCAGAAGCUCAUGAACAAGAGCGGCAGCAGCAGCGGUGGCGGCGGUGGUAGCAGCAGUGGCAUGCACGGCAGGGCCGACAAGAUCGAGACCUCGCCGUCGUCCAACUCGGUCAAGAUGGUCAUCAAGAACGGCGUGCUGAUGCCCAAGCAGAAGCAGCGCCGCUACAGGACCGAGCGGCCCUUCACCUGCGAGCACUGCUCGGCCAGGUUCACCCUCAGGAGCAACAUGGAGCGCCACAUCAAGCAGCAGCAUCCGCAGCACUGGAGCCAGCGGCCGCGAGGCGGACACUCGAAUCGCGGCCGACCACCGGCCAAUCCGCCCACGCUGCUUCAGAGCCUCAGGCACUCGCAUCUGCCGUCGAGCUAUCCGACCCUGCUGCCCAAACUGAGCCAGAGCUACAAUUACGAGAAGCACGAGAUCUCCGACCAAGUCAAGUACGCCAUUCUCACUCAACACCUCAAGUCCAACAAGUCGCUCGAGCACGAAUCCGACGAGGAUCUCGUUAUCGACGAAGAGAGCGUCAAGGAAGAGAAGGAAGGUAACAAAUCAAAAGACAAAACUCUGAGCUUGCUGAGAGACAAGUUGGAGUCCGGUAUCGUAAAUCAGAGUCACGAGGCCGACGGCCUCAAAGUAGAAAUAGAUACGAAACAGGAGCUGGCCUCGCCGGAAAGCGAUAGUAAAUUAUACAAAAAACGUGCCAACACGAUCGAAGACGAGCUCGAUCAGUCGAGGAUCGGCGAGAAGACGAGCGAGCGCGGGGGCGUCAAGGCGGAGAAGCAGGAGUCCGAGGAUCUGGCCAGCGUCUCGGAGAUUCUCGACAACGCCUCGCAGAGGUACCAGCAGUUUCAGCCGCAGUACAUCAGCGACGAGGAGGGCCUCGUGGCCUCGACGAGCGACUGCAGCGACGACAAGUCCGACUCGUUCAAUUCGGGCUCGGGCUCCUCCUCCGGCCGCAAGAAGAAGAAGAAGCUGAAGAAGAAGAAGAAGGCCAAGUCGUCGGCCUACUCGCUGGCCCCGAACCGGGUCCUGUGCCCGUACUGCCAGCGAGCCUUCCCCUGGACCUCGUCGCUGAGGCGUCACAUCCUCACGCACACCGGUCAGAAGCCCUUCCAGUGCACCUACUGCUCGCUCCUCUUCACCACCAAGUCCAACUGCGAUCGCCAUCUGUUGAGGAAGCACAAGAAUUGCCUGAAUCUGAAUCUGAUCCGUAAUCGGGCGCGCAGCACCUCGUCGCCGGAGGUGCAGGAAGCGGCAAAAGAUAGUAUUAUUAAUCAAACGACGACGACGACGAGCAACACUACGACGGCUGCUAACGUCGCCUCGAGCAUCUCGGCGUCGCACGGGGCUCUGGCCCUGCGCAACGUUCCCGAGCGCCCCUACAAGUGUCACCAGUGCCCGAGCUCGACGUUUUCCACCCUGGGCAAUCUGAAGAAGCACCGCACGACCAAGCAUCCCCUCGCGGAUAAUCAAUCGUACACCAAAGCUAACGAGUCAAAUAAACUUGAUAAACCAAAUAAAGCCGAAGACGGCGAAGAGAUGGCGAGGGCCGAGGAGGAGGAAGUGGACAAGGUACGAUCGUACAGCGUCGAGUCCGACGCGAGCCUUCGAGAUAGCCCUCAGCCGUUCGAUUAUCAGACGGCCGGCCUGGCCGAGUAUUCGAGCGCCAAGAGGGACUUCCGGGAGAGCCAAAUGAAAGCGAGCAACGACCAGAGCGACUACGACAGCCAAUCGUCCGGCGUGUCGGACCACAUGGAAUCUUCCGGCUCCGUCAAAGCGGCCACGAGUUCCAAGACCUUGAUGAUGAGCAGCAGCAGCAGCAGUGCCAACAACAACAACAAUAACAACAACAGCAGCAGCAACAACAACAACAAUAACGCGACGUCGCCCUCGAACAACGACGCGGCGUCCCGCUCGAGACGACAGUCGCCGCAUUUGUCGCCGGGCAUGGUGAACAGCGACACACCCUUCAAGUGUCACCUGUGCGACUGCGGCUUUCCCGAGCGGCAGGACUGCCUCGAUCACAUCAGGGACAAUCACGAGAAGUCGUACGAGGUGCUGGUCGCCAAGGGCGCCCUCGACAUGGAGAUCGACGGCGUGGACGAGCUCAUGCCGCAACAGCUGGUGGCUCAACAGCAGCAAGCCUCCAACGCCAGCGACGGCGAGGACAAGAAGGGCCGCUUCCCUGACUACAGCAACAGAAAGGUGGUAUGCGCCUUUUGCAUGCGUCGCUUCUGGUCGGCGGAGGAUCUCAGGCGCCACAUGCGCACUCACACCGGCGAGCGGCCCUUCUCCUGCGACAUCUGCUCGCGGCGCUUCACCCUCAAGCACAGCAUGCUGCGCCACCGCAAGAAGCACGAGUCCGUCGACUCGAGCAUGUACGUGGGCACGAGCGGCGACGAGGACUACUCCAUCAAUCAGCAUCAUCAUCAUCAUCAUCAUCAUCAUCAGCUGGCACCCGUGACGACGAGUGGCAUGCGCACAUCACUGCCCCAGGUCGCCGCCGUGGCCACGGCGGACGCCGCCCCAACUAGUCUUACGCACUUCAGCCCCUACGAGAAAUUGUCGGCCCUGCAGGGCAAGCUGAUGGCCGGCAGCCAGCAUCAACAGGCGAGCAGCCUCGACUCCAACGACAACAACGACAACGAUUUGAUUUCCAAUCUUCUAGGCAUUAAGGGACACAUGGUCGACGAGGUGCUGCAAGCUUCGGCCGACGACGCGGCCAAAUUACUCGGAGUCAAGGGAAAUCAGGAGUAAUUGAGCUUUAGUAUAUAAUCCAAUUAAAAGGUUUCUCGUAUCUUUUACGUGCUAAAUACAAAAUAACGAAGGGAUGCUAUUCUAAUCAAUGGUCAUUGAACUAAUAAUAUGUGUUGUAUAAGGCAUUUUUUGGACAUGAUCGUGAAUUUUUUUUCUAUACUAAAGGCUGAACUUUUACGUUACUAAGUCAGAGGAGAAUGAUAACGAUUGUAAUUUGAUGAUUCCUCGUUGAGUAAAAUCCUAUUCAUACAACGAAUCAUACAGAUUUAUCCAAAGAUAUUAAAAUAAAAUAAGGUACUAUAUACAGUCGAAUUCUUACAUCACUGGAAAGAUGAUUUUGUAGAAUAAUGAGCGUACGUGCGUUGAUAUGCAAAAAUGUUUUAUCGUGUGAAUGUUUAUCGAUUUGCGAGUCAGUAAUUAUAGGGUAUAAUCGAGAAAAAAUCGAGGGCGAGUUUAGUUUUAACUCAAUGAAAAUGAAAAAAAACGUUGCAAUUACAGAUAUAUUGCGUUUUGCACCAAAUCGAGCAUGGAAAGAAAAAUAAUGUAUCUAAAUAACGAGUCAUGCAUCCUAAAUACUUGCGCAUUUCUUUUCGUUUCAUAUUUUUAAUCGUUAAUAGUGAAAAAAAAAAUUGACAUCGUCGAUGAUGCGUAAAGAGAGGCGAGUUCGAUUAGCUCUCUUUAUGGUGUGCAACAAACUCGAUGCUGCAUGCACAAACUAUUAUAAUGAAGCUCCGCGUCGAAACCCCAUUGCACCGAUGUCAGCGGGCCUCGUAUCACCUUAUCGUCUGCGGACUGCGAAGCUUAUAUUUAUAUUACGUACAACGUAAAUAGAUAUAACUGGCCUGGCUACAUUGAUUGUGAUAAGAGGCCUGCCGUUACAUCAGGGUGUCGAGCACGAGAGGGAAAAGUUCGUAUGCGGUUGAAUAUGUCAAAAAAUAAUCUUUCUGACUUUUAAAGAGAUGACAUCUAUAUUGAAUAAUUUUUCUCAUAUUUACUUUUUUGACAUUGAGCUUUAUUCAAAAUAAAAUGCACGAAGGUUCAUAAAACUUAAUAUUCAAAAUAUUACAUUUUGCAUUUUCUCUAUUCUCCGCGUAUCCGUCGUUCUAUGAAACGAUUGCGCUCUCAUUUUGGAAUAUCUAUAUCAUGCAUAUACUAUUACAUCAAUAUUAUUUAUGUUUGUAUUUAGAUAUUUUUUGUACCAAUAGUUAAUUACGAUGAAUUUCUUAGAUAGAUGUAUUAUACACGGAGUGAAUUAUGAAUUAAAUUCUUCACUGAAUAAUUUAGAAAAAUUUCAACGAGGCAACGAUUUGCUACUAAUUACGAAUAAAUGGCAAAUUCUAUAUACAUAUCUAUAUAUAUAUGUUUGAGUAAAUAUUUACACACUCAUAUAUAAAUAUUUAUAUAUACAAGUAAAAAAUGUAACAUAAUUCAAUAUUUACAAAAGUAUAGCGUGUAAGUAUAAAAUAAUUACAUGCAGAGGCAGCCCAAAAGAGCCUUAUUAGUUUUAAACAAAAAAUGUGUAUUUGAUGUAAUAUAAAAAAUUAAUAUUAAAUUUUAAUGUCGUUCGUUCAAAUUCCAAAGAGUGGUUUGUCUUUGGCAUACCCGUUUAUAUAUUGUCUAUUAUUUCAAUUAAAUAUCGACCACUUGCAUUACACAAUUAAUGUGUAAAUCUUUGUCGGAUAAGUAUAGUAAGUAUGCCUAAGAUUAUUAGUGAAUUUAAUAUGUAUUCUUCAAUGAAAGAUUCGCUAAUAAGCUCAGGCACUGCACUGAUUGGUACAUAAUUUUACUUAUUAAGAUUAGCUGGGACUGCGAUUUCUUAUUAUGUUGUACGAAAAAAAGUAAAUAAAAAGGUAUUCAUUUUCUGAA
Molecule: messenger RNA, 7521 nt
Organism: Trichogramma pretiosum
Lineage: Eukaryota; Metazoa; Arthropoda; Insecta; Hymenoptera; Trichogrammatidae
Product: ras-responsive element-binding protein 1
Exons: 4
Coding region: 667-5655 (1662 amino acids)
Biological process (GO): regulation of transcription by RNA polymerase II
Cellular component (GO): nucleus
Molecular function (GO): RNA polymerase II cis-regulatory region sequence-specific DNA binding; DNA-binding transcription activator activity, RNA polymerase II-specific
Source: RefSeq, a predicted model, not a curated record